This is a messenger RNA of Baudoinia panamericana UAMH 10762, 168 nucleotides long. RefSeq lists its product as uncharacterized. The record is from RefSeq and is a predicted model, not a curated record. Lineage: Eukaryota; Fungi; Ascomycota; Dothideomycetes; Mycosphaerellales; Teratosphaeriaceae. Bases 1 to 168 code for a protein of 55 amino acids. The transcript has a single exon.
AUGGAUAGGUGGUGUGGAAAAGAAGCUUUGGAAAUGUCAACUUUCACUGUCAUUGCAGUCGCCAAGCCAGCUCGCCGGAUAUCAUCCGAAGCGUUAACCAGCCUACAUGUAUGCUGCUCCUUCCUCCGUCUCCUCACUAAUUUCUUGGAGUUCGCACGAGGUGAUUGA